Molecule: messenger RNA, 554 nt
Organism: Prorocentrum cordatum
Lineage: Eukaryota; Dinophyceae; Prorocentrales; Prorocentraceae
Source: the annotation of a GenBank genome assembly
GGCAGGGCUGCCAUUUCAUCGGCAUCGGCUUUCCACCGCCAGUCGGGCGCCGAUGGCUGCGAAGCGCCCUGCGGCGGCGGAGCCCAUCCUUCCAGUGGUCGGCGAGUUUCGCCAACCCGGCCCGCGGGCCCUCGAGAGGACCGUCCUGCGCCAGACCAAGCGCAUCCGCUCGCUCAACAUCCAGGUUUUCUGGCUGAAGAAGCGCACCAAGGCGCUGAAGACGGCGAUGCUUCAGAUGAAGAGGGCCGCCGAGAGCGUCACCACCGCAGACGACCAGCGCUGCGCCCAGAUGCACAUUGAGAUCAACAGGGCUGAGGACCGCCACCCGCCUCAGGUGCAGACGGAGGAUGAGCCAGAGUGAGGAGCCCGCCGCCCUGUCAAGCCUGUCACCAUGGUCGGCCUCGACGAGGCCAGAGCGAGGAGCCCGCCGCCCUGUCGCCAGCUGGCGCGCCAUCAGUUGGCAUUGGCCAGCUGCGUUGCUUAGCGCACUCGGUAUGCAGAGCGCAGUUGGCAGAGAGUGCAUCAGAUUUCUGUGCGCAAUCAGUUCCAGGUGA